Macrobrachium nipponense is the source of this 627-nucleotide messenger RNA. RefSeq lists its product as uncharacterized. The transcript is spliced from 4 exons. Lineage: Eukaryota; Metazoa; Arthropoda; Malacostraca; Decapoda; Palaemonidae. Bases 16 to 627 code for a protein of 203 amino acids. The record is from RefSeq and is a predicted model, not a curated record.
CCAGUAUUACGUUUUAUGAAACAGGCAAAAAAUAUAAGAUCCACUGUAUAUUCAAAGGACCAAAAACAUCAUAUAUACUACAAUUAUCCCGAUCAGAUACGCAUUUCGCAAUGCUCGUGUUUUCAUUUUGGUGGCUCGAGGCGCCAAAACACUUCAAAUGAAAACAACCAAAACACGACAACUGCCAAGUCUGCUCUACUCUCCAGCAAGAAGUGUUGUGGUUUCUUCUACUGUGACGAAGAUCGAAGAGUAAACAGCAUCAGAAUGAACUGGGAGGAAGAACUGACAGGGAGUGUUCACCAUUAUCUACCAGGCCUCUGUGAAGAAAAGGUUCAACAAGUUGUGACCCAUUUAAUAGAAGUAACUGGUGUGGAGAGUAUGGGAGACACCAGUCUUGUGACAGAAGCUGACUUAAUUGAAGUUUUAAAACCUCUCCAGUCAAGAAAACUUAUAGCAGGGUGGAACCCCAAGGGAUCAGAAGGAGUUUCUACCUCACUACUACCGCAGCCACCUCAGAGAGUACCCAUGCUGGUACUGGAUGAUAUUCCAGGCCCAUUGAACUCUGAAUGGGUUCAUGAAUUCACCAUACCAUGGGAAAAUACACACCAGAACUGCGCAGAUCCUUGA